AUGCUUAGAAAUAUAUUAUUCAAUAUAUUCAAGUCCGUUAAUAAAGUAAACAGAAGAACAGUGGCAAAUAAUGCCCUAAAAUUUAUUCCGGUUACUAUUGGAUUAGCAAAUUUAACUCACUGUGAAGGAAAACAAAAAAAGGAAGUGGAUAUAACAUGGAAAGAUGAUAAUUUAGAACAUGAAUUUUUAAUCCGCCAAGCCACUACAGUGAACGUUAAUGCUGCCACACAACUACUUACCGUGACAUUAGUCGCUAUAUAUGACACAAGUGAAAGGUUAAGAGAAGCGUUAACAAAAGAAAUAUGUUUAGUAAAACAAGCUUUAGAAUGGGGUGAAGGCACUCCUCCACAACACUGGGAUGAAUUGGUUGCAGUGAGAGGUUCCCUUCGUGAUCUCAAGCAUAACCUCCGUAUGCUAUUUAGUUAUAUGGAUUAUGCUGAAAAACUGGCAACAGUUGCAGCUGAAAUAUCUUAUUUAUCUGGAAACAUUGUUGCAUCAGAUGCUAUAUGUGAAAGAAUAGAUCAUGCAUGCAGGACUUGCAAUGCUCAGAAGCAGUUGACACAUGAACUUCAGCAAGAGAGUUUAGAGUUGCAACAGCAGGCCAUCAUUAGUUCUCCACAACUGGAGCAAAAACUGAAAGAAGAAGAAGAAGAAGAAGUGAAUAGUAAAACUAAAUAAAAAAAGAAAUAGUGACAUAUAUAGAUAAACACCUAAAAUAUAAACUGACUGACUAGUAUUAAAAUAAAAUAUUAUUAUUGCAUGAAAUAUAAUUUUUACCUGUGCUAUGUUAUCCAUUAAAAAGUGGCAUCCUUGUU
Galleria mellonella (greater wax moth) is the source of this 815-nucleotide messenger RNA. RefSeq lists its product as uncharacterized. The record is from RefSeq and is a predicted model, not a curated record. The transcript is spliced from 4 exons. NCBI's taxonomy places the organism in Eukaryota, Metazoa, Arthropoda, Insecta, Lepidoptera, Pyralidae. Gene Ontology annotation, biological process: apoptotic process. Gene Ontology annotation, cellular component: mitochondrion. Bases 1 to 678 code for a protein of 225 amino acids.